GAAAGGACCACAUAACUCCUGGUGCAGCAAAGAGGUUCUGCUUCUGCAAAGCAUUUGCUGGACUCCUGAAAAAUUAUUUUGAAUAACAUGGCAGAGAAGGAUUUCAUCACUUGGCAUCUACUGGCUUUAUUUUUUCUUCCAUUUUGCCUGUGUCAAGAUGAAUACAUGGAGGUGAGCAGAAGAUCUUAUAAACCAGUGGCCAAAGUAUUGCAAAGUCACCACCAGACUGGCCAUAAAGGUUCCAGAAGCAGGGAAAUAUUGAAACAGCGGAGUCAACUUAUAGAGUGGACUGUUGAUAAUAGCACUUCUACAGACCAAAAGGUCCUGAGACCAGAGGUAGAUGAUGUAGAACUGACUACCUCAGAUAGAGUCCAGCCCCCACAGACCGGACCGCAGAAUCCAGACUGUAGUUCCUGCUGCCGUGGUGACUUUGGAGUUCGACUUUACCAAGGGCCCCCAGGACCUCCCGGGCCCCCUGGGAUGCCAGGAAAUCAUGGAAACAAUGGAAAUAAUGGAGCAACUGGCCAAGAAGGAGCCAAAGGUGAGAAAGGAGACAAAGGAGAUAUGGGACCGAGGGGAGAGCGUGGCCAUCAUGGACCCAAAGGCGAGAAGGGUUACCCUGGGAUCCCCCCAGAGCUACAGGUUGCCUUCAUGGCUUCCAUGGCUACUCACUUCAGCAACCAGAACAGCGGGAUCAUCUUCAGUAGUGUCGAAACCAACGUUGGGAAUUUUUUUGAUGUCAUGACUGGGAGAUUUGGUGCUCCAGUGAAUGGGGUGUAUUUCUUCACCUUCAAUAUGAUGAAACAUGAAGAUGUGGAGGAAGUGUACGUGUACCUCAUGCAUAAUGGUAAUACAGUUUUCAGCUUAUAUAGCUAUGAAUCAAAAGGGAAAGCGGACACGUCAGGAAACAGUGCAGUGCUAAAACUUGCCAAGGGAGACGAAGUUUGGCUGCGAAUGGGAAAUGGAGCCCUCCACGGGGACCAUCAACGCUUCUCUACCUUUGCUGGUUUUCUUCUUUUUGAAACCAAGUAG
Messenger RNA from Eurypyga helias (sunbittern), 1032 nucleotides. It is a transcript of the gene C1QTNF3, whose product is annotated as C1q and tumor necrosis factor related protein 3. Gene Ontology annotation, molecular function: protein binding. The transcript has 6 exons. Bases 88 to 1032 code for a protein of 314 amino acids. NCBI's taxonomy places the organism in Eukaryota, Metazoa, Chordata, Aves, Eurypygiformes, Eurypygidae. The record is from RefSeq and is a predicted model, not a curated record.